AUGUCCAGCAAUAAUUCGUUAUCGGUCUCGGACUGGCCUUGCACCCUCAAGAUACUUUCGAGUAAUGUAGACGAAGCGGUGUACCACCGCAGUCACGUAGAAAAGGAUCAAGAGUAA
Messenger RNA from Parastagonospora nodorum SN15, 117 nucleotides. RefSeq lists its product as hypothetical. Lineage: Eukaryota; Fungi; Ascomycota; Dothideomycetes; Pleosporales; Phaeosphaeriaceae. The record is from RefSeq and is a predicted model, not a curated record. The coding region runs from base 1 to 117 and encodes 38 amino acids. The transcript is spliced from 2 exons.